Messenger RNA from Penicillium digitatum Pd1, 3900 nucleotides. Its product is annotated as Glycosyl transferase, family 1. NCBI's taxonomy places the organism in Eukaryota, Fungi, Ascomycota, Eurotiomycetes, Eurotiales, Aspergillaceae. The record is from RefSeq and is a predicted model, not a curated record.
AUGGCCGCCUUGGAGUGCGCUAGACUGGAGGAAAACGUCCUGCCAACUACUAUCGAUAAGCUUACCAUUCGAAAAGAAGACGAUGGCAACUUCACAUUGACUGCAUUACCUGAGACCUGCUCUGUCACUGCAAUCGUCGAAUCUGUCCUCGGCCACUCCGUCGAGCUACACCGUCUUCAAGCCUCUGGCGCAGAAGGCCAAUCUGGCUGUUACAUCUAUUUCGUUCGGGACAGUAGCCAUCCAGAAAAAACCAUCGCCGUCACAAAAGUAUAUCCCCCAGCAUGUCACAAAGACUUUUUCGAAGAGCUGGUUGCAUACCGGAGAUUGCUAUCUCUUUCUGAUCCACCGUCUGCUGCUCGGCCCCUUGGAGUGGGAAGGACGCGCGAUGAGAACACCGCAGAGCCGAUGGGAGUGAUUGUCUAUCAGCUUGCAGCAGGAAAAGCAAUUAACACAAUUAUUCGUGACAUUGGUCGGGUCUCCUCUCUCAAAUUGAUCGCAAAGCAACCUUGUCCCGAGGAAACAACGGAAAUGAUGGAUGAUAUCAUUCGCGGCGCGCUCCAUGGGAUCUCAAUGAAUCAUAAAUCACACCAAGCUCGAUCGUCAAAUAUCACCACCGCUGAGAUGCUGGACUGUCAAUUCAAUGGAUUGAUGGCUGAUUUGAUUACCGCCGUACAAGGAGUGGCAUUAACGCUGGCCAAGCUGCACCGGGAAAAAACCGGAUGGAGUAGCGCCAGCGAGUCUGUCGUCGACAAGCUCCGCAGCAAGCUACAGAGUUGGGUCGAAGAGAUCCAGGGCCCAUCGCGAGGGCAGUAUGAACGCGCCAUCGGAUCUGAUCAAAUAGAGCAAUUAACCUUACUGGUCGAUCGGGCAAUUGAUGACUCGCGGGAAGAAGGUGUAGCAUCACUAAUCCAUGGCGAUGCCUCGCCGGGAAACUUCUUCUGGGAUCCCAUUCAAGGAAUCACCAUGAUCGACUACGGUGGACUGAGUCGCUCGAUGGAUGCGAGCGGUCGACCUAUGGGACCGGCAGAAAUGGAUGCGGCUGGGUUUCACGAGCGGCUGCGGAAGUAUGCCGGGGACUUCGGAAUGAGUGAAGCUGACAUUGGCCAGGUCCAGGGGGAGUUCUGGAAAGCAUACCAGGCGCAGGGUAUACCAAUCAACGAAGGGCUUACCCGGUUGUUCAAAACACGCACGCAACUAUCUCGACUAUGGUCUGCUGUGGAUAAGCAAGAUACAUCGCGCGAUGUACAUAAAUCUAUCCAGCUCAGUGAAAAGGUUAAAUUUGAAUGGGAACGUCUUGUCAAUAUCUCACCUGAAAAGAUCCAACCCUGGAGAGUGCUCGUCGUUGCCAACGCCAGCGGGCCAGGUAAAGGGGGUCUGCCUCUGUUGAAUCAAGAACUAGUCAAAGCCAUGUCGGAAAUUCCCAAUGCAUCAGUUACUCUGUUCAUGGUACAGCCCGAGAAUGAAGACAAAACCACGCUGGUAUCAUCGGGGCAUGGUCGGGCUAAUGUGGUCUGCAUUCCCCCUCGAGGAGACGACCCAAGUGCCUUGCUCUACCAUGUGGCAAAGGUACACCAGCCAGGAGACUAUGGUUUGCCAAUUCUAGAUGGCAAGCAUCCAUCCCCAUUCAAUCUAAUCAUUGGCCACUCGCGAUACUCUAGUACCGCAGCUUCCUUGAUCCGCGAAAGAUGGUAUCCCACAGCAAAGCUCGCGCUCAUCACACAUACCAGUGCGCUGCGAAAGUCCGACAUCGCGUGGAAGUGGUAUGGACAAACACGAGAGCUAGGCUAUGUCGAAGCCGCUCGGCUGGCAAUGCUCGACGAGAGGAUUCUCCCGAGAGCAGAUUUGGCCGUUGGAGUCGGACCGGUACUUACAACUGAAGCACGUGAACGCGAGUGGAUGGGCCAAUGCAAUCGCCCACGAUCUAACAUGAUGGGACCUCGCUUCCAUGAACUCGUUCCAGGCAUACGCACGGGUGAUGCUUGUACAAAUCAGCGACAGCCGAACGACCCGUUUCGGGUCCUCCUCGCUGGUCGAGCUGACGAUCCCGCAAAAGGUUUAGACGACGCCGUGUACGCUGUGCGCAAGAUCGCACUAUCUGGAAACGACAUAUCCCUGGAUGUGCUUGGGGUGCCAGCAGAAGAAUUGGAGCGCUGGCAGCAGGCCGUCGAUGAGAUGACAGGCACACCAGACCUUGUCAGGUUGCACCCAUUCUCUGAUGACCCAAACGCGGUCUCGCAAUUUUACUGUCUCGCGGACCUGGUCAUUAUGCCCUCAAUGCAUGAGGGAUUCGGAAUGAUCUUCACUGAAGUCGCCGGGCUGGGUGUUCCAAUCCUAGUGACGCAAGAAAGUGGUGCGGGCCAGUUUGCGCUUGAUCGCAGUCGCAUUCCGCUGGAGCUUGGUCAGGCCUGUGUGGUGAUGGACGAGAGCACAUAUGGAAUUCAGCCUUCACCGACAAGCCAGCGCGUAGCUGUUUGGGCUCAUCGAAUCGACCAAGUGAGAUGUUACCCGGAGCAAACGAGACUGCAUGCUCGUUCGCUACAGCGAAUCAUGCGAGGUUAUUCAUGGAAACAUGCCGCUAAGGCUCUGCUUCGAUCCGCAAUGGAGGGCGAGGGAGAUACAGUGCAGAUGGCUCACGGUAGCGUUGCACCGGCAUGUUCAUCAUGGCCUCGACCACCACUUGAGAUGAGCGUAGUAUCGUCAAUGCGUCGAGCCGCACGAACGCGAAAUCUGAGUGGAAAGCCGACCUUUAAGCAGACAGAUGAAGUCAUUCAAACCCUUCCAGAGAUAGCCCCAACAAUUUCAGCGCUAGAAGAACAUGUCUCCGCUGCCGUGGGGUUUCCUGUCAACUUGCGAAGUCUGGAUCCCAUCCACCAUGGAGGAUUUUCUGGUGCUAUUAUUUUCUUUGCCUACGCCAGCGAUGAAUUUUCCUAUGAAGAGACACCAUUGGUUUCGAAUGACACGUCCAAUGGUCGUGUGGUUGCUGUGGUCAAAUUGUUCGUCCAUGGCUUGGACAACGGGAUCACAGAAGAGUUGUCAAGCCUUGAAUGGAUUUUUUUGCAGACAAAGGGAGAUAUCAAGACUGCCGCCCCGUUGGCCGUUGGGCGCAUGAUGUGGGACACCAAGCCAGCCGGUGUGGUCACAUAUCAAGUUGCGCCCGGAGUAUCUCUUUAUCAGCUCAUGAUGCAGAUGGGCCGCCUACCGCCGGGACCUGCAAGAAGGGAAAUGCUAUCUGUCUUCACUGCUGCCGUGCAGGCAGUUGCACGUGCCUUAGCCAGACUACACACUCAUAGUGUUGAAGGACGUCCAGGCACACGAUAUCUGGAGUGGUACUUUGACGCGGCAACGAAACGAGCCCAGCAGGCAUUGUUGUACAAAGACAGCAUUCGUUCCGCGGGACUCGAGGCGAGUCAGCUCCCUGAGAAAAUCAAUCAACUUAUAGCCGAUUGCAAGCGUGAGAUGGCUAGUUGCCCGCGCACCACUGUAGUACAUGGGGACGCCCAUCCUGGAAAUUUCAUUUAUGACCGCGCGACGGGGCAUGUCACUAUGAUCGACACAAUGACGCUACACUAUUCUCUGGAUCAGAAUGGUGAUCCCAUCGGAGUACCGGAGCGAGACCUGGGCCACUUCGUGCAUAUGCUGCGACGGACGGGCGAACAAUAUGGCCUUUUGCGACAGGAAAUGCAGGAGAGCACGACUGAUUUUGUGGAGGCGUAUCUCGGAAAUGCAGCGGCGCCGGCAAAUCUCCAAAUCAUUCGGUUCUUGACGUCAUGUUCAGCUCUUUCAUUCUUGAAUUAUGCAGCGCAGUCUGAUCAGACAAAAUUAGAACUGCAGGUUAAAAUUUUGCAGGAUUUACUUCAGCUUGGAGAGGGUUGGACAAAAUUGGAUGGGAUGCGAGGUUAA